AAUCAGGAGCUGAUCCAGUUUGCAUGAAGUCGGUGGUGAGACCACAUUCCGCAUAUGCGCAUUGCCAGCCCUCUCUGGCAGGCCGACGGAACACUGAAUGCCACUCCAGAGUGCAUCUCUCCCACGACAAAUGGAUGUAGAACCGCAGCAGAGGGAUAUCACUGCGCAUUUGUAAGCACAAGGCUAAUCACGAAAUCAACGCCUUUCAAAAACUUUUUUAUUUUUCCUGAUCCCCUUGAACCCCUUCUAACUCCACGGCUCUUCCCAAUUCACUCGCUCUUCUCUACUAGGCCUGAAUUGCACUUUUAUAUUUCUAGUUCAACUACCAAGCGCAUACACAGACAUGGCACCAAGAUCAAAGGUCAGCUCUUCGCUAGGCAGGUCGAUUAUCCGCAAGCGCUUCGAGGGCAAGCGCCGGCCAACAGACAACGACACCGAGCUGCACACGACCGAACUCGACGACGGGCCCUCGUGGACAAAGCUGCAGUCGAUCACCCAGCAAGGCGAUCUAGACGAGUUCCUGCACACGGCCGAGCUGGCCGGCACCGAAUUCACCGCCGAGCGCAUGAACGUCAAGAUCAUCUCCAGCCAGAACCUGACCUCCGCCCACAACCCGUUCCUUUUGACUGCUGCCGAGGAGGCUGCCACCCUGGCCAAGCACCGGGAAAACACAAACCGCCUCCGGAUCCCGCGGCGCCCGGCCUGGGACGAGACCACGUCGCCGGCCGAGCUGCACCGCAAUGAGCGCCAGGGGUUCAUGGACUGGCGCCGCGAGCUUGCACACAUGCAGGAGGACGAGGGGCUGCUGCUGACUCCGUUCGAGCGCAACCUGGAGGUUUGGCGGCAGCUCUGGCGCGUGCUCGAGCGCUCCCACCUGGUCGUUCAGAUCGUCGACGCACGCAAUCCAUUGCUCUUCCGCAGCCAGGACCUCGAAAUGUAUGUGCGUGAACUGGACCCGCGCAAAAAGACGCUGCUGCUGAUCAACAAGGCGGACAUGCUGACCGACCGCCAGCGCACAAUCUGGGCCGACUACUUUGAAGAGCACGGCAUCCGCUACGUCUUCUUCUCCGCCAAGGAGUCGAACGAGAGUCUCGAGAAGGAGCGCGAGCUGCAGGAGGCGGCAGAGCUGGCGCGCGAGCUGGCACAGCACACCCUGGGCGAGGAUGAUGCGGGCGAUAUGGAGGCGAUUGAGCGCGCGCGUGCCGAGUCCCGCCGCAAAAAGUACAACAAAAAGGAGGCCACCGACGAGGUCGACGAGUUUGAGACCGAGAUCAAGCACGUGGACCUGUCGCAGAUGGACCUGCGCACGCGCGUCCUGUGCCCGGCGCUGGCCGACGAACACUCCCACGGCAAGCUGAUGAUCGGCCUGGUCGGCUACCCGAACGUCGGCAAGUCCUCGACUAUCAACGCUCUGGUCGGGUCCAAAAAGGUCAAUGUCGGCGCCAUGCCGGGCAAGACCAAGCACUUCCAGACCAUCCAUUUGACCAGCGACGUCGUUCUCUGCGACUGCCCCGGUCUCGUCUUCCCCACCUUCGCCACCACCGCCGCCGACAUGGUCUGCAACGGCGUCCUGCCCAUCGACCAGCUCCGCGAGUUCUCUGGCCCUAGCGCUCUUGUCGCCCGCCGCAUCCCGAAGCUCGUCCUCGAGGCCGUCUACGGUAUUGAAAUCAGGACCAGGCACGAGGAAGAGGGCGGCGACGGAAUCCCGACCAGCGAGGAGCUACUCUCGGCCUACGCAGCCGCCCGCGGAAUGUUCAAGGGUGGCGAGGGCAACCCGGACGAGUCACGAGCGGCCCGCGUCAUCCUCAAGGACUACGUCAACGGCAAGCUGGUGUUCUGCUCCUCACCUCCCUCGCACCCCGACGCGAGCGACUUCAACAAGGAGCACUAUCUGCCCGAGAACGUCGCCAAGAUGACCCGCCAUCUGGUCGAUACUGCGCUGCCCGAUGGCUCGCACGCGUACGCCGUCAAGCACGCCGCCAGCGACCGCAACAACGUCAAAAAGGCCAUUGCCACCAGCGGCUCGGUCAAGGUCGAGCACAUGGACCGCCAGUUCUUCAGCACCGGCAACGCCGGUGCCACCAACGCCAGGCGCCGCGCGAUGCAGCACCAGGUCAAGCAGGGCGACGGCUACGCCCAGAUGCACAUGGGUGCUAUCGCCCACGCCAGCGUCAACGACCGCGGCGAGGCCCUGAGCAUCUCGGGCGUCCAGCAGGCCAGGAUUGCUGGCGCCGCAUACAAGGGCAAUGCUGCCAAAAAGCAGCACAAGAAGAAGAAGGCUGGCAAGCAGCGGUCCGGCCAGGGUGUCUAUGAAUACUGAAUACAUGUCUCUGCCUUUUUUGAUUGGCUGAUUACGGCGUGGGGUGCCCGAUUGGAUUUUUUUGAGGAAAAAAUGCUGGAGCUGGCCCCGACAGUGAUUGGCCGUGUCGGUGGAGAGGGAGGAGCGGUGAGAACAGAAAAAUGAAAUCCAAGCGCUCGCAAUUCGCCUUAAUCCUCCACGCCGGGUUUUGAAUUUUC
Messenger RNA from Linderina pennispora, 2517 nucleotides. RefSeq names its product P-loop containing nucleoside triphosphate hydrolase protein. Gene Ontology annotation, cellular component: cytosol. Gene Ontology annotation, molecular function: GTP binding; GTPase activity. Gene Ontology annotation, biological process: ribosomal subunit export from nucleus. NCBI's taxonomy places the organism in Eukaryota, Fungi, Kickxellomycota, Kickxellomycetes, Kickxellales, Kickxellaceae. The record is from RefSeq and is a predicted model, not a curated record. Bases 344 to 2320 code for a protein of 658 amino acids. The transcript has 2 exons.